AUGGCACCAAAGUCUAGCAGUAAGAAGCAGAAAGAGGUCAUCAAGAAGGAAAAGCUCCAGGCUGUGGUUCUUACCGAUGAUUUCGAAACCAAGUUUAUGCCAUUGACAGCUACCACCCCAAGAUGCUUGAUUCAUCUUGGAAAUGUUCCUUUGAUCGAAUACACUUUAGAGUUCUUAGCCAAUGCUGGAGCAAAUGAAGUGUACUUGAUGUGCUCUGGUAAUCAUGUGGAACCAAUCCAGCAGUACAUCGACAAAUCUAAGUGGUCUUUGCCUUGGUCGCCAUUCAAAGUCCAGUGUAUUAUAUCUUUGGAAGCAAGAUCUAUUGGUGAUGUGAUGAGAGAUUUAGAUAACCGUUCCAUUAUCACUGAUGAUUUCUUGUUGAUUUCCGGUGAUGUCAUUACCAAUAUUAACUUUGAUGAUGCUUUGAAAUAUCAUCGCAAGAUCAAGGAGUCAGACAGAGAUCAUAUUGUGACCAUGAUCACCACAGAAGCCACUUCUAAUCACAGAUCCAGACCAUUUGAUGAUGAUCCUUCAGUAUUUGUUUUAAAUGAAUCAAACAAUAAAUGUUUGUACUACGACGCCAUUCCUCCGAUCAAUGGUGAGAAGUCACAAGUCAGCAUCGACCCAGAAUUAUUGGAAAACAUCGACGAUUUCGUAAUUAGAAACGAUUUGAUCGAUUGCCAUAUUGAUAUUUGUACUCCAAUUGUCCCAGCUAUUUAUUCAGAAAACUUUGAUUUCCAACACAUGAGAAAAGAUUUCCUCAAGGGUAUCCUAACGUUUGAUUUAUUGAAGAGAUCUUUCUACGUUUAUAUUGCUCAACAAGAAUAUGGGGCAAGAGUCUCUAGUUACCUGACCUUCAAAUCCAUCACUAAGGACUUGAUUCAAAGAUUCAUCUACCCAAUUGUUCCAGAAUUAAACUUUUACAAUAAUAAUAAUUUGAAAUAUGAAUCAAAUCAUAUUUACAAGGACAAGAAGGUUGUCUUGGCUCAAUCGUGUAAAAUCGGUUAUAACACAGUAUUGGGUGCUGAUUCUUUUAUCGAUGAAAAUACAGAGAUUCAAAGAUCCGUAAUUGGUAACAACGUGAAAAUCGGAAAGAAUUGUUCGGUUGUUAACUCUAUAAUUUUCGAUGAUGUUCAGAUUCAAGACGGUGUUACAAUUGUCGAUUCGUGUAUUGGUGGCGAUGUGGUCAUCAGGAAUAAUGUCAGUAUUCUCCAUGAAUCAGUGAUUGGUGCUAACUGUGUUAUAGAUAAUGAUAUGGUUAUUGAACAUGGUACCAAGAUCAUUGCAAAGAAGCCAGAAGAAGUAGAUGAUGGGUUCUUUUCAGAGAAUGAUGAAGACGAAGAAUCGACAGAUGAUAAUAAGCCAAUCAUCAAGGUCGAAAAGUUUGAAGAAAUUGGCGACGUUUUGGUGGUGGGCCCUAAUGGUGUUGGUUUCCGCUAUGAAGAGUAUGAAUCUGACGUUGAAGAUUCUUCUGAUGCUGAUUCUGUUCACUCACGCACAGAAACUGGUGAUAUCCAUGCAUUAUAUAAGUUAUCAACCUUGGCAUUAUCUGAUGAGUCUAUUGCGUCUGUGGGAUCAUCUGUCGGUAAGAACAAGAAGAAGCAUGGCCAUAAACAUCAUGAUUCAAUUUCGGGAUUAUCCAACAAAAAGAGUGGUAGAAGCUACUCCACCGCUUCACAAAUUUCGAAUGCCGAUGGCUCUAAUUUGAACCCAGAAAAGCAGCGUUUGAAAGAAAUUGAAGAGUUUUAUGUUGAAGCCACUGCCACUAUCGAGCGUGCUAUUGAUAAUAACCAUGAUAUUGACACUGCGGUUCUUGAACUUAACACUCUUAGAAUGAGUAUGAACGUUACAUAUUCGAUGGUUAGACGCAGUACUUUGAACACUCUUAUCUCCAAAAUCACCAAUUAUGUCGAAACUAACACUCUCAAGGUGAAUGAAGCUACAAACAAACUUUUUGGACAAUGGGGGAUAUUAUUCAAGAGACAAGUGUUUGAUAAAGAUGAUGAGCUCGAUUUAUUGGAUCUUUUGAAUGAAAUUUGCAAGAAAAUUGACGCCAAGGAGGGUGAUAAUCAUCAACAAUUGAAUGCCAAACAAUUGCAAUUCUUCAUCAUGAGACAAUUCUAUGAUCUCGAAAUAUGUGACGAAGAAAACAUUAUUGAAUGGUACAAUGGAUCGCAGAAAUCUGAAGAUGCUAGUAAAAAGAUUGAUAACAAGUAUGUCGAACAGCUUAUUGACUGGUUACAGAGCGCUGAAGAAGAGAGCAGUGAAGAAGAAGAGUCUGACGACGAAGAGGAAGAAUCUGAUGAUGAGGAAUGA
This is a messenger RNA of Saccharomycopsis crataegensis, 2316 nucleotides long. It is a transcript of the gene GCD6, whose product is annotated as translation initiation factor eIF2B catalytic subunit epsilon. The coding region runs from base 1 to 2316 and encodes 771 amino acids. The record is from RefSeq and is a predicted model, not a curated record. Gene Ontology annotation, molecular function: guanyl-nucleotide exchange factor activity; translation initiation factor binding; translation initiation factor activity. Gene Ontology annotation, biological process: biosynthetic process. Gene Ontology annotation, cellular component: eukaryotic translation initiation factor 2B complex. NCBI's taxonomy places the organism in Eukaryota, Fungi, Ascomycota, Saccharomycetes, Ascoideales, Saccharomycopsidaceae. The transcript has a single exon.